UGCUAGCAGAGCAGAGUGUGCGAAGCCACGGGGCAGCUCCUUCACAUCUUGCGUUGUGUAGUAUCUCAAAGGCAGAACUAGCACGAUGGCCACGGAUAUCCAGCAGUGCUUACGGGUAUUUCGGAGCGUAAGAGGUGGCUGUUUUCUGUAAAUUUUAUUCAGUUUUUACGGCGCAGGAAUAAAGCUCCUCGAGAGUGUACAUAUUAUAUCAGCGGAAGGCAUUGUGUAUACAUGCGUGGCGGCUGUUGUUGUCGGCAGCCGUGUCUGUCCAGCUCAGCCACACAUCUCCAGCCUCGUUAGCAAGUUAGCAAGUCAACAUUGUGUGUUUACAUCGACGCUAAGCUAGCAUUGGUGCUAGCUUGGCUGGUUUGUUUGGUGGGAGCUGGUGUGUAGGUGAUGUUGUCCGUGUUGUCGUACGGUAGACUGGUUGCCAGAGCUGUCAUUGGCGGACUUUCUCAGACAGACAGCCGCGACUACAGCCUGGUGACAGCGAGCUGCGGCUUCGGCAAGGAUUUCCGCAAAGGUAUCCUCAAGAAAGGGAUGUGCUAUGGGGACGACGCGUGCUUCAUCGCCCGACACAGAUCCGCUGACGUUUUGGGUGUCGCAGAUGGAGUAGGUGGCUGGCGGGACUAUGGAGUGGACCCGUCGCAGUUUUCAGGUACACUGAUGAAGACAUGUGAGAGGCUGGUGAAGGAAGGACGCUUUGUCCCCAGCAACCCUGUGGGAGUCCUCACAACCAGCUACUACGAGCUGCUGCAGAACAAAGUGCCACUACUGGGUAGCAGCACGGCUUGCAUUGUGGUUUUGGACCGGCAGAGUCACCGACUGCACACAGCUAACCUGGGAGACUCAGGCUUCCUGGUGGUCCGGGGAGGGGAGGUGGUGCACCGCUCAGACGAGCAGCAGCACUACUUCAACACGCCCUUUCAGCUGUCCAUUGCACCUCCGGGGGCCGAAGGGGCCGUCCUCAGUGACAGCCCUGACGCGGCGGACAGCUCAUCCUUUGACGUCCAGCUGGGUGACAUCAUCCUCACCGCCACCGAUGGGCUCUUUGACAACAUGCCCGAUUACAUGAUCCUGCAGGAGCUGAAGAAACUCAAGAACACAAACUAUGAGAGCAUCCAGCAGACUGCCCGGAGCAUCGCAGAGCAGGCCCACAUACUGGCGUAUGACCCCAACUACAUGUCACCUUUUGCACAGUUUGCGUGUGACAACGGACUGAAUGUAAGAGGAGGGAAGCCAGAUGACAUCACAGUGCUGCUGUCUAUAGUGGCAGAAUACACCGACUAGAGUGUGUGUAGAGCUGUGGCAGGGGGCCUUUGCCUUUGCAGGUGAUGGACUGCUUUGAUUCCUGCUGGACAGGAAGAAGAAGUGAUGUCAGACGCUCCCUCCCCCCCCUGUAUGUUCUGGCUCUGCUCUGCCUCAGUCCCCCCUGGCUGACCAUCAACCCCUUCUGACAUCCCAUACCCCCUGAAAAAAACAUGCCUACUUCUCUGUGACUGGGCACAUCAGAGAAGAGCUCAAUAAAGAGGACAAGAGACCUGAAACAUCCUCUUGGCCAGGCUGCAGCGUUGGCAUCUUUGCAGUGUUCCAGUGCUCACUGGAUAAUCCCAUUGGCCAGGAUAAGCGGUCAGUGGGCACUUUGGAGAUGAGAAUCAUGUCUGACAAGGAUAAGUCGUCUUUCUCAGAUGGGUGGUUGGGCAGGGAGGAAGUUGAGAUUCAGAGACAGAGGCAGAUUUAGCCAGACAGUAGGUGUUAGCCCCAUGCUGGGCUGCUGGAAGGGAAAGAUACAGUCCAUCAGUAGUGUCAAGAAGGAAC
This is a messenger RNA of Scatophagus argus, 1818 nucleotides long. RefSeq names its product protein phosphatase targeting COQ7 a (gene pptc7a). The transcript is spliced from 6 exons. The coding region runs from base 397 to 1290 and encodes 297 amino acids. NCBI's taxonomy places the organism in Eukaryota, Metazoa, Chordata, Actinopteri, Scatophagidae. The record is from RefSeq and is a predicted model, not a curated record.